AUGGAAGCCUUUCUAGCAAGACACUUCGAGCGCAAGGCGAUGGCGGAUGUCAACUUGCUGGUGAGACAGAAGUCGAUGAGAGAGAUGCUUGUCGAUGAGCAGCAAAUCGCUGCCGCUGCAGCAGCAGCAGCAGCUGCUGCUGCUGCAGGAAAAGACAGGCCCGAGCGAAGGUUCUUGUUCGCGUCAGCGAAGCGGAUGAAGGACGUCCCUGACUAUGACAAGAACACGACGGUGCUUCGCUCUGAGAGUGGCGUCCUGGAUCUCAACCAUCUGGUAGACUCCAACCAGCUUGAGGAGCAGCGGAAGGCGGGAGAGACAGGGUUCCGCUUCCUCGACUACAACAACCUGGAGGUGCUCGAAACGGUCCUGCAUGAGAGGGACGGCAUAGUGGAGGGCAUUCGCCGCCAUAUCGACGUUAAGAAUGAGCGAGAUAGCAAGAGGGACAUCAUCUGGAUCAGGCCCAGAGACGCCGAACAACAUCACACCAAGACAAGGAUAAGGAAGGAGAGUGUCCGGUGCGACCUGCUGGAAAACGGCAAAUGGACGACCGGAGAGCUUAAAGACGGGAGCACAAAGUCGUACAGAUUCGUCCUCAAGGCAGAGGUGAUGGAGGACGGGCCCCCAGCCCUGAGGAUCGAAGUGACAGGUCAGACAGAGAAGGACGAUCCUGACAUCGUGGUCUCGACCUAUGAGAUUCCAAAGCAGAACAGUUUCCAGUGGAGAAGCAUGGGAUCAGGAGAAGAUUUCAUAGAGAUCGUUCCGUCGGACUCCCAGUAUCGUCUUGGAACCUACUACAUCACAGUCUGCGCGUGCACCCCCGACUGCAAAUAUAAGAUCAGAGUUGCCUCUGGCAACUUUGACAGGGAGGCGAACCUGAUCAGAAGGCUGGCGAUCUUUGACGCAACAUAUCAAGGCAUCAAGUCUUUCAUAUCCUCUGCCAACGAAAGGCGGGUUGCUUCUCGUGGAGGAAUUUCGUGGCGUCAGUACAUGAGGAGCACUUCCGCCAUGCUCCGUCCCGCCAGCGCCAUGUCGCGCUCCUCCUCCCUCCCUCCUCCGCCCCUCCGCCCCUUCAGCAGCCUCGAGCUCCAUGACAAGGAGGGAGAGGAGGAGAGGACGGGAGAGUGGCUGAGGGAGGAGGCGGAGCUGGCGGAGGAGGGGAGCACGGACGUCGAGGGGAGGAUGGAGAUAGUCCAGGAGCUUCGGACUCAGUCCAGGCCGAGCUCGUCGCUGCAGCGGAAGAUGUCGGUGGAGAGUUUGGAUCUCAAUUCCUCGAAGACAAGAAGAGGAGGAGGUUCGGGCGACCUGUCUCGCAGACUGUCCGUGGGGAGAAGCGAGGAGAAGAUUGAUGCGGCUAGAGGACGUCCGGUUUCGCCCUACAAGGAAGUGGCUCAGAACGUCCUCUCCUUGUCAAGAUCCUCGCGGGAAGAGUCGCCGCUAGGACGACAAGGAGCGUUGAGGAAGAUGCAGGAAGCCUUCAAGACUGUCGACGAGGUCACGAUUCUUAUGCUCAGCAACCCUCCUCCCAUCCCUCCCCGAUGCGACUACGAUCUCUACAACGACGAGAAGUCCGGCGGGGACGUGUCAAAGAAGUACAGCAAGAUCAAGUCUGCCUCACAGAUGAAGAAAAUCCUCGAGAAGGCCAAGGAGUCUCUUCCUACCGUCAACGCCCCUGACUAUCGGUGA
This is a messenger RNA of Guillardia theta CCMP2712, 1683 nucleotides long. RefSeq lists its product as hypothetical. The transcript has 13 exons. The record is from RefSeq and is a predicted model, not a curated record. Bases 1 to 1683 code for a protein of 560 amino acids. Lineage: Eukaryota; Cryptophyceae; Pyrenomonadales; Geminigeraceae.